GAGGCCCUGCGGCCGGGGAGGUUAUAGCUCCGACCCCCAGAGGUCGGGCUGCCAGCCUGCGCUGCACCCGGGUGUCGGUGCCACGUGUCGGCGCCCGCCAGUCUCCCCCCAGCAGGUAAUUCUAAGAAGAUGAGAAUAUUUAAUAUCUUUACAUUUAUAACCUACUGUCAUUUGCUUAAUGCAUUUACUAUCACGGCUCCCAAGGACAUGUAUGUGGUUGAGUCUGGCACCAAUGUGACAAUUGAAUGCAGAUUCCCAGUAAGCACCAAACUAGACAUGCUUUCAUUAGUUGUCUACUGGGAAAAGGAAAAUAAGCAAGUUAUUCAAUUUGUACACGGAAAGGAGGACUUGAACCUUCAACACAGUAGCUUCCGGGAGAGGGCCUGGCUUUUGCAGGACCAGCUCUCCAAGGGAACCGCCGCACUUCAUAUCACGAAUGUGAAAUUGCAGGACGCAGGAGUUUACUGUUGCAUGAUCAGCUAUGGUGGUGCAGACUAUAAGCGGAUUACCCUGAAAGUCAAUGCCCCAUACCGCAAAAUCAACCACAGAAUUUCCGUGGAUCCAGUCACGUCUGAACAUGAACUAACAUGUCAGGCUGAGGGUUACCCUGAGGCUGAAGUCAUCUGGACAAAUAGUGACCACCAAUUCCUGAGUGGCAAGACUACUGUCACUACUUCCCAGAGGGAAGAGAAGAUUUUCAAUGUGACCAGCAUGCUGAGGAUCAACGCAACAGCUAACGAUGCUUUCUACUGUACUUUUCGGAGAUUAGGUCCAGGGGAAAACCACACAGCUGAGUUGAUCAUCCCAGAACCACCUGCAGUAUUUCUCCCAAAUAAGAGGACUCACCUGGUGACACUAGGACCUGUCCUGCUGUUCCCUGUUGUAGCACUGACAGUCCUCUUCUGCCUGAGAAAAAAAGUGAGAACUCUAGAUGUGGAAAAAUAUGGCAUCCGAGAUACAAACUCAAAGAAACAAAAUGAUACACAAUUUGAGGAGACGUAAGUGGCGCUGAGACUUCUGAUCUUCAAGGAGGGAUUCUCAGCCUGCGGUGCGGGAAUUCAUGAAGAAAAAGGGCCAGUGAGAUGUGGACGAUGUUGAACAUUAAAGGUCCAAGCACUGGGAAUGGAACCCAGGAAGGGAAGAGGAGAGAACAGGGAAGAAGGUGUUGAAAGGGGAGCAUGGAAGGAAACCCUGCCACCUCAACGGAGCUGAGAGCCUCAUCAGUGUAUAAGAAGGGGACAAAGGACACUUCUGAAUGAGGCACCUAUCAGCAAAUUGUCCAUCACUCAUCCUGGGUUGAGAAUCCCUGAUUUAAUGGAUAGUUCCUGCAGAAGUCCCCUUUCUUCCACUCAUUGCCUGGAUAAGAGCCCAAGAGUUGCAAGACCUAAAGUAUGGGUUUUGCUAUUUAUUUGGAGUCUGUGGAUUCUUCUUGCCAUAGGAGCAUGGCUGUGAUUGACUUGUCUUGAAGAUAUAAUAGUUGUUAAGAUUUUGUCACCAAACUCAACUGCUGCUUAACAACUUGUCCAGUGGCAGUGAAUCAUAUAGCCUUGGUGAGGUAGUUGGUAUCUUCUGUAACUAUUGAUACAAAUGGGAAGUAUAGCAAACAAACCUAUUGGUUUGGAUAGGAUCUUACCUUAUUAACUCAUUGAUUGACUUGAAUAAUCUUAUUCUCAGCCAGUGUUAGUUCCGUUUAAAUAUCAGGGUUACAACUGUGUGGUACUACACUCAAUCUCAUUUCAUCUCCAUAGCAACUCCCAUAGUGACCUCUAUUAUCAUACUCACUUUAUAGCCUAAGACACAGAGGGAUUAAGUAACUUGUCGACAGCAGCUAACAAUCCUCAGAUUUCUAUCAUUCACCCGCUGGCCUUUUAGAAUACAAUUUACAGCUAUGCUUUAAGAAAUUAAUUCAAAAUCUGCUUAUUAAGAAUCAUAUGUUAUACCAUGCCUUGCACUACGUCAGGCACUAAGCAUAGAGAAAUAAGCCAGAGUAUCAAUUGGAUAUAUUUAUGCAUGUUUAAUAAUCCAAACACUUUAAAUUUUUCAAGAAGUCAGUACUUAAAAGACUGUGGAAAAUAACUCUUGAGUUCCUGAUCUAGCAUUAUAUUUACCCUUGAUUUGUUAUCUUUACCACACAAUCUGAUGUUCUCCAUGUAGUGUCUACUAUUGUUUGGUAUUUCUUUCUUUUUUUCCUAUUUAAAUUAUAUUGAGAUUGAGAGAUAGACUAAUCAGUAAAGUGCUUGCCUCACAAGUAUGAGAACCUGAGUUUGAUCCUUAGGACCCACAUUGAAAAAAAAGCUGGGUGUGGCCUAUGUACACCUUUGAUGCCAGCACUGGGAGGCAGAGGCAGGCAGAUCCCCAGUACACACUGGCCAUCCAGCCUAGUCUGCUUGGCAAGCUCCAGGCUUGCAAGAGAUGCUGUCUUUAAAAAAAAAAAAAAGCAAAAAGAAAAAAAAAACAAUAAAAAUGUAGACAGCACCUGAGAAACUAUUCAUGUUGACCUCUGACUUCCACAUUCACAUGAACCACAUCCUUGCACACAUGCAUACACACGGACAUGCAUGAACACACAUACAAUCCAUGAUUCGGAAUUCAGAAUGGCCCAAAAGACAAUUUAAAAACCCACAGCUCCUCUCCAUCCUCCUAACCAUGGACUUUCCCUCUUCAGAAGCAACUGCUGCUGCUUUUUGCUCAUUUCUUAAAGACAGUCUAUAUGUAGAAAUGUAUAUUAAAGUAUGUAUUUUUUGAAUUCCUAGCCGGGUAUAGUGCCUUUAAUCCUAGUGCUCAGGAGGCAGAGGCAGGUGGAUCUCUGUGAAAAUGAGGUCGCCUUGGUCUACAGAGUGAGUUCUAGGCCAGCUGGGGCUACAGGGAGACCCUGUCUCAAAAACAAUCAAACAAAAAAUAAAAAAAUAAAAUUCCUAAAUGGUAGCACAUUAUGCAUUUACCAUGCACUUUACCUUUUUAUUGAAUGUAUUAAUUCUUAUAUAGCUACUGGGACAAGUUUAAACAUCCCAGAAGUUAGGAUGUUUGUUUCUAGAUUUUCUUUCCCAUAGCUUCAAUGUCUUUCAUACUGUUUAAACCAGAUGUCUGCUACCUUACUUUUAGACAGUCAGUGUUUAACACUUCCUCUAUAACUAAAUUUGUAUUUCUGAUCAAAGGGAGACCACUGGUCCCCAGGGUGUACUGAGUCAACCCAAUACUAAGAGGCAGGCUUCUUAAUUCUGACAGAAGUAGGUCUGGAGCAUUGUUUUGGUUUGUUUUCUACUUGUUCUCUCUUAAACACAGACUUUACCUCAGUACUGUACUUGCACAGGUACAGAUUCUUUCUGGAAAUGUCAGCAUUGUACCUUGACUGCUGGCGUCCCUGACCCUCAUUUGUGUCAGGAAAGGCCCAUUAGCUGUGCUUGAGUCCCUGAAUGCCACUGGCUCUUAUCACUACAGGGGCCUCUGAGAUGCUGUUUUCCAGAGACUCUGGGAUUCAAUGUUCUCUCAGGGGUCCCAGAGUUUUUUUUUCAUCCUUGAGGCCAUUGUCUUGGUUUUGUCACUUGUCAAGACUGAAGAAACAGAAUCCCCAGCUGAACCCUUUCUGUUGCUCAUCUGCACAUGUUUAUUUGUCGAAGGAUUCCCCAGUUUGUAUAAAGUUCAAGAGAAGAUUUGCCUGGGUGAGACAGUCCAUGUAUUCACUUUGAAUCUUAAUACCUUCUCACUGUGUUGGGUUGGGAAAGCACUUUAUUCUUUUGUGUUGUUUCACUAUAAGUGGAGAUGUGAUUCUAUAUUUGAUUAUCAUUGUUUGUACUUGCAUUAAUUUAAUAAAAUAUUUAUUUUA
Molecule: messenger RNA, 3823 nt
Organism: Nannospalax galili (Upper Galilee mountains blind mole rat)
Lineage: Eukaryota; Metazoa; Chordata; Mammalia; Rodentia; Spalacidae
Gene: Cd274
Product: CD274 molecule
Exons: 7
Coding region: 130-1002 (290 amino acids)
Biological process (GO): cell surface receptor signaling pathway; immune response; negative regulation of T cell proliferation
Cellular component (GO): external side of plasma membrane
Source: RefSeq, a predicted model, not a curated record